Apis dorsata (giant honeybee) is the source of this 2043-nucleotide messenger RNA. RefSeq names its product transmembrane protease serine 11D-like. Gene Ontology annotation, biological process: proteolysis. The coding region runs from base 442 to 1971 and encodes 509 amino acids. Gene Ontology annotation, molecular function: serine-type endopeptidase activity. Lineage: Eukaryota; Metazoa; Arthropoda; Insecta; Hymenoptera; Apidae. The transcript is spliced from 11 exons. The record is from RefSeq and is a predicted model, not a curated record.
CGACCUUUAUCGUUGGAAAAAGGAAAAAAAAAGAAAGAAGAAAGAAGCAAGAAGUAAGAAAGUGUGAAGAUGUAGAUACCGGUGUGAAGAAGCAUGAAGCCAUUCUUGGGUGACCGCGAUGGAAUGUUGGAACGGUACAGGUCUUAGGUCUUAGGUCGAUUCUGUAUAGGCAAUAAUCGCGAUAAAUAGAUGAAGGGUGUCGCGAUAUAUCAGUGAGAAGGAUUGUGUUAUGGUGGUGAGGACCGUUCAGGAUAGACGUGGAAGAAAAAGAGGAAGAAGAAGAAGAGAGGGUGGCGAAGGUGGAGCGGGUUUCUUUUGAGGAACCGCUUCUUGGAAGAGAGAGAGAGAGAGAGAGAGAGAAGAAGAAGGAAGAAAGGAAGAAGAGCGAAGAAGACGGAGGAUUGGAAGAACGAGAUCGGGCUUGAUUUGACAGAUUGCCGAAUGAUGGAUGCAGCCAGAUCGUGCCAAUGGAUAUUAAUAGGAAUACUCCUCGUCAUCUCGUCGAAUCGUGCCACCGGUCGUGCCGGAUCGAUAUCGGGAUCGAGCAAAUCGAAGACGAUCUUCAAUCCCGGUUACAUGGAGGCACGUAGCAACGAUGGGAAUCGCACCGAGUUAACCCUGAAUUCGCCCCGUAGACGCCGAUACGUCCGAUUUCCAACCGGUCCCGCCGGUUAUCUGUUCGAGGGUGGCGGUCCCCCGAUAGGGAGGAACAUAGGUUUACACCCUGGGGUACGUUUCCCAUCGUGGAGGCAGCACAAAUCGGCCUGGAGGAGUCCCAUCUCGGAGUACAACAGGCCUGUGAUGGGCCAUCGCACGCCACGCUUGAUCUUCCGCGACAAUGACUUUCCACCCCCGGUGGGCGGCAGUGCACCCUCCUCGUUCUUUCAACAGUCCAACCACUUGCCGGAUUUCGAGGAUGACGCGAGAGAUCAUCGAAAGCAAACCCUCGACGAUUAUCCUAGGUUAGAGUCAGAGCCGCGUCAACAAAAAAGACCGCUGUGGAAGGGUGACGAUACGUUGUGCGGUGACGGACGAAGCUGCGAAUUUUUUCUAAUGUGCUGGAUGUCCGCUGGCCUUUUGGACGGCAGUUGCGGCGGCAUCAUGUUCGCUUGUUGUCAGAGGAGAGAGCCGAAAGGCAGCUCCUCCGAUUAUAACCUGAUUGAGGCACCUAGAGAUCAGUCUCAGCCGCUUUCGUUGGAUACUUACACGGAGACAGUCAACGACGAUCGCUGCGGAAUACCUGCCUCGAAGCAGACCGCGCAGAGAAGGAUCGUGGGAGGCGACGACGCGGGGUUCGGCAGUUUUCCAUGGCAGGCUUACAUAAGAAUCGGAUCGAGCCGAUGCGGAGGCACCCUCGUCAAUCGAUUCCACGUAGCCAAGGCGUCGGCGCGUCAAGUCCAGGUCACCCUCGGCGAUUACGUCGUCAAUUCGGCGAGCGAGACGCUGCCCGCUUACACGUUCGGGGUCAGGGAGAUACGCGUUCACCCUUACUUCAAGUUCACGCCUCAGGCUGACAGGUUCGACGUAGCCGUUCUUCGAUUAGAUCGACCGGUGCAUUACAUGCCUCACAUAGCGCCGAUUUGUUUGCCCGAGAAGAACGAGGAUUUUUUGGGCCAGUAUGGUUGGGCCGCUGGAUGGGGCGCUUUGCAGGCUGGAUCGAGGCUACGGCCCAAGACCCUUCAAGCUGUGGACGUGCCCGUGAUAGAUAAUCGGAUAUGCGAGAGGUGGCACCGAUCCAAUGGGAUUAACGUGGUGAUUUACGACGAGAUGAUGUGCGCCGGUUACCGCGGAGGUGGGAAGGACUCGUGCCAAGGUGACAGCGGUGGCCCAUUGAUGCUGGAGAAGACGGGACGAUGGUACUUGAUAGGGAUCGUCUCGGCGGGUUACUCGUGCGCGCAGCCAGGCCAGCCAGGAAUCUAUCAUCGAGUUGCGAAAACGGUCGACUGGAUAACGUACGUUAUCAACUCGUAGCGGAACGAAAUGAUCGGAAAGGGAUAGAGAUCGUUCUCUCUGUAAAAGCUUUGCAUGAAACAAAGUUUACAA